AUGGCGGUUCCUUUCCUGAAGACUUUUCCCCGCCGGCGCAGGGUGUUCUCGGUCGUCCUGCUCUUUACUUUUAUAUGGGCAUUACUUCCCGUCGAAAGUUUCAACCCUCCCCGGAGAGUCUUGCUAAGCGUUACCAAGGCGUUGGCAGGAAAGUCCAGUAUCGAUGUUCUGGAGUUCGUGGAUCCUCUCAUUGGCACGGUGAACGGAGGCCAUGUCUUUCCUGGAGCAACUCUGCCUUAUGGCAUGGCCAAACCAGUGGCGGACACCAAUAAUUAUGCUGAGGCGGCUGCUGGAUUCGUAUCUGACGACUCGCUAAUUCUGGGCUUCUCUCAGCUCCAUGACUCCGGAACCGGAGGUGCCACUUCCAUGGGCAACUUUCCACUCUUUCCUCAUCCAGGAUGCCCGGAAGAUGACUUCAAACAAUGCCGUUAUGUCGGCGCCGACCGAGCUAUCUCCCGUCUCAUCGACUCUGCAACAGCGAAACCAGGAUACUUUGCCAUCGGGCUGAAUAACUCAGUGUACGCGGAGAUGACGGCAACAGCACACACGAGUCUCUUCCGAUUCAAUUUCCCUGUAGAGGCCGAGGUACCCUAUGCAUAUCCCACAUCUGGAAUCCAGGAUACACCGCAAACGGUACCUAAUAGCCCUCUGAUCCUUCUAGACUUGAUUGAUCUGGGAGGCAGUCGCUCAGGUGGCGAUAUCAAAGUCAAUAUGGCUACGGGCCGCAUGGAAGGAGGCGGCGAAUUUCGCCCCUCGUUCGGCCACGGCCAAUACAAGGCUUACUUUUGUGCAGACUUCCAGGGCGCCGAGAUCCGGCGAACAGGCACAUUCUUACGUGCCAAUGCGACUGACGGAGCACAGGCUCUCGGAAGCACAUACGGCACUACCCGGCUAUCGCAAGGGUCUGCCGGCACAUGGAUCCAAUUCGCUCAGACGCCUCAGAAUCAAAUUCUCGCACGAGUAGGCAUAUCCUUCAUAUCAGCUUCCCAAGCAUGCCAGAACGCCGAGCAGGAGAUCGGCGACUUCGAUUUCGCCAGGGUGGUGGCAGCUUCCCAAUCGGCAUGGCGCGAUAAGCUCUCCGUGAUCAAAGCCGACCAUACAGGUCUCAACGUGGAUCUGUUGAAAACGUUCUGGUCCGGUUUGUACCGAACGAUGUUGUCACCGCAGAACUACACGGGCGAGAACCCGCUUUGGGUGUCGGAUGAGCCGUACUACGAUAGCUUUUACUGCAUCUGGGACUCCUUCCGGGCACAACAUCCUCUUCUGACUAUCAUCGACCCGGAGACGCAGACGGAUAUGAUACGCGCGCUAAUUGACAUCUACAAGUACGAAGGGAAGUUACCGGAUUGUCGCAUGAGUUUCAGCAAAGGAUACACCCAGGGCGGAUCGAACGCCGAUGUGGUUCUAGCCGAUGCACUCAUUAAGAAUCUGACGAGGGGCAUUGACUGGGCGUUAGCAUACGAAGCCGUCGUAUCGGACGCCGAAGAAGAACCAGCCGACUGGUCAAUAUCCGGACGAGGCGGGAUCGAGAGUUGGCGCACGCUGGGCUACAUCCCUGUGGACGACGACGAUAGAAAUGGCACAGGCCCGCUCAGUCGUUCUAUUUCGCGCACGGUUGAGUACGCAUACGACGAUUUCACCAUCGCGUUAAUGGCGCGCGAGCUAGGGCACAAGGCGGACGAGAAGAAGUAUCUCCAGCGGAGCGGGAAUUGGAGGAAUCUGUGGCAGGCCGAAUGCGAGGACCGUUACCAAGAUAGCAGCACGGCUGAUGUAAUACUUGGAUCUGACUUCCGCGGCUUCUUGCAGCCUCGGCGCCGAGAUGGCACGUUCUCCGAGCAGGCGGCGCGGCUUUGCAGCCCUGUGUAUGAACAGCACAUUUGCUACUUCGACACGAGCCAGUCUACGUACGAGGGAAGUCCGUGGUUGUACAGCUUCUACGUACCACACGACAUGGCAUCCCUGAUCAAACUCAUGGGAGGACCAGAGCUCUUCGUCUCAAGACUAGACUACUUCCACUCCUCUGGGAUCAACUACAUGGGUAACGAGCCGAACUUUCUCCCAACCUUCCAGUUUCACUACGCCGGCCGUCCCGGACGCAGCGCAUACUGGGUGCACCAGUACAUACCCUCUCUCUUCAACAGCAGCGUGGCCGGCAUUCCAGGCAACGACGAUUGUGCCAUGGGCGCCUUCUCGGCGUUUGCGUUUAUGGGGUUCUUUCCCGUCGCGGGCCAAGAUGUGUUGUUGUUAACGCCUCCUCUAUUCCGUGAGGUGAGUAUACGGACGCCCGACGGGCGCGGUUGGUCGACUCUGCGCAAUGUGAAUUUCGACCCUGAGUACAAGGAUAUGUAUAUACAGAGCGUGAAGCUUAACGGAAAACCGUAUACAAGGAAUUGGAUCACGCAUGAUUUCUUCAGGAAGGGUGGCUUGUUGGAGUUCGUGCUUGGACCAAAGGAGAGUGGCUGGGGGACGCAGAAAGAAGACCUGCCGCCUAGUUUGUCAAUGGGGAUGUUUUGA
Molecule: messenger RNA, 2514 nt
Organism: Xylaria bambusicola
Lineage: Eukaryota; Fungi; Ascomycota; Sordariomycetes; Xylariales; Xylariaceae
Product: alpha-1,2-mannosidase-like protein
Exons: 6
Coding region: 1-2514 (837 amino acids)
Biological process (GO): carbohydrate metabolic process; glycoprotein catabolic process; protein quality control for misfolded or incompletely synthesized proteins
Cellular component (GO): nucleus; cytosol
Molecular function (GO): peptide-N4-(N-acetyl-beta-glucosaminyl)asparagine amidase activity; carbohydrate binding
Source: RefSeq, a predicted model, not a curated record